Mercenaria mercenaria is the source of this 9012-nucleotide messenger RNA. RefSeq lists its product as uncharacterized. The transcript has 5 exons. NCBI's taxonomy places the organism in Eukaryota, Metazoa, Mollusca, Bivalvia, Venerida, Veneridae. The coding region runs from base 254 to 8518 and encodes 2754 amino acids. The record is from RefSeq and is a predicted model, not a curated record. Gene Ontology annotation, molecular function: protein binding.
CUUACGAUCCAAAUAUGGACAACCAGCAACAAAAGCUCCAACGAAACCAGAUUUUAACAGACCUGAUAAACCAAAAACUUCCGGUCCAAAUUAUGGACCAUCAAAUUCAUUAAACAAACAGUUCUCUUCAAAGUCGUCAUCAAAUCAGUAUUCUUAUGUAGAAACAACAGGCAAUGAUUUUGAGAGUCUAAGCAAGUUCGACACAAGAAAUGUAUUGAAAACUCUCAGGAAAGUCUAUUACGAGCAGCUAGGUAUGUCUAGUAAGAAACAAUAUGACUUCGGAAUGAAAACGAACUCGAAUAUAAGUGUAAAGAAAGAUAUGAAUCAAGGCAAAUCUACUCUUAACAAACAAACCAAACAAAAUAUGUUGAAACUGGACUUCGGCAGACCUGACAAACAAGACAAUUACAAUAAAACAUAUGGACAACUACAAAAAGCAGCAAAACCAGAAACGCCAGGUAUACCAAAACCAGACUUUACCAGACCUAAUAAACCAAAACCAUACGGUCCAAAUUACGGCCCACCAGCAACAAAAGCUUCGUCGAAACCAGAUUUUAAUAGACCUGAUAAACCAAAAUCUUAUGGUCCAAAUUACGGACUACCAGCAACAAAAGCUCCAUCGAAACCGGAUUUUAACAGACACGAUAACCCAAAACCUUACGGUCCAAAUUACGGACCACCAGCAACAAAAGCUCCACCGAAACCGGACUUUAACAGACCUGAUAAACCAAAACCUUACGGUCCAAAUUACGGACCACCAGCAACAGAAGCUCCAUCGAAACCAGACUUCAACAGACCUGAUAAACCAAAAUCUUACGGUCCAAAUUACGGACAACCAGCAACAAAAGCUCCAUCUAAACCGAACUUUAACAGACCUGAUAAACCAAAACCUUACGGACCAAAUUAUGGACCACAAACAACAAAAGCUCCAUCAAAACCGGACUUUAACCGACCUGAUAAACCAAAACCUUACGGCCCAAAUUAUGGACCGCCAGAACCAACAGCUCCAUCGAAACCGGACUUCAACAGGCCUGAUAAACCAAACUCUUACGGUCCAAAUUACGGACCACCAGCAACAAAAGCUCCAACGAAACCGGAUUUUAACAGACCUGAUAAACCGAAACCUUACGGUCCAAAUUAUGGACCACCAGCAACAAAAGCUCCAUUCAAACCGGACUUUAACAGACCUGAUAAACCAAAAUCUUACGGUCCAAAUUACGGACCACCAGCAACAAAAGCGCCACUGAAAUCGGAUUUUAACAGACCUGAUAAACCAAAACCUUACGGUCCAAUUUACGGACCACCAGCAACAAAAGCUCUACCGAAACCUGAUUUUAACAGACCUGAUAAAGCAAAACCUUACGGUCCAAAUUACGGACCACCAGCAACAGAAGCUCCAUCGAAACCAGACUUCAACAGACCUGAUAAACCAAAAUCUUAUGGUCCAAAUUACGGACCACCAGCAACAAACGCUCCAUCGAAACCAGAUUUUAACAGACCUGCAAACGAUGGACUAUAUGGGCAACCUAACUUUAGAAAGUCUCAAAAACAGGUGGAUGAACAAUCUUAUCAAGAUUCAAAGAAUGUGUUUUCAAAGGAAGCAGUAGUGGAAAAUAGUUCAUCGUCGACUUCAUACAAGUUUGGAAAUGUAAACACAGUCUUUGAAACGCUUAAAAAGUUAUACUUCUUAAAAAACCAAAAACCUUACGGAGCACCAGCAACAAAAGCUCCAUCGAAACCGGACUUUAACCGACCAGAUAAACCAAAACCUAACGGUACAAAUUAUGGACCAACACCAACAAAAGGUCCAUCGAAACCGGAUUUUAACAGACCUGACAUACAAAAAUCUUAUGGUCAAAAUUAUGGACAACCAGCAACAAAAGCUCCAACGAAACCGGACUUUAACAGACCUGAUAAACCAAAACCUUACGGUCCAAAUUACGGACCACCAGCAACAAAAGCUCCAUUGAAACCUGACUUUAACAGACCUGAUAAGCCAAAACCUUACGAUCCUAAAUAUGGACCACCAGCAACAAAAGCUCCAUUAAAACCGGACUUUAACAGACCUGAUAACCCGAAACCUUACGGUCCAAAAUACGGACAACCAGCAACAAAAGCUCCAUUCAAACCGGACUUCAACAGACCUGAUAAACCAAAUGCUUAUGAUCAAAAAUAUGUACUACCAGCAACAAAAGCUCCAUCCAAACCGGACUUUAACCGACCUGAUCAACCAGAAUCUUAUGGUCCAAAUUAUGGACCGCCAGCAACAAAGGGUCCAUCGAAACCGGACUUUAACAGACCUGAUAAACCAAAACCUUACGGUCCAAAUUACGGACCACCAGCAACACAAGCUCAACCGAAACCGGAUUUCAACAGACCUGAUAAACCAAAACCUUAUGAUCCAAAAUACGGUGCACCAGCAACAAAAGCUCCAUCAAAACCGGACUUCAACCGACCUGAUCAACCAAAAUCUUAUGGUCCAAAUUAUGGACCGCCAGCAACAAAGGGUCCAUCAAAACCGGACUUUAACAGACCUGAUAAACCAAAACCUUACGGUCCAAAUUACGGACCACCAGCAACAAAAGCUCCAUCGAAACCGGAUUUUAACAGACCUGAUAAACCAAAACCUUAUGAUCCAAAAUACGGACCACCAGCAACAAAAUCUCCAUUGAAACCGGACUUUAACAUACCUGAUAAACCAAAACCUUAUGGUCCCAAUUACGGACCACCAGCAACAGAAGCUCCACUAAAACCGGACUUUAACAGACCUGAUAAACCAAAACCUUAUGGUCCAAAUUACGGACCGCCAGCAACAAAUGCUCCACUGAAACCGGAUUUUAACCGACCUGAUAAACCAAACUCUUACGGUCCAAAUUACGGACCACCAGCAACAAAGGGUCCAUCAAAACCGGACUUUAACAGACCUGAUAAACCAAAACCUUACGGUCCAAAUUACGGACCACCAGCAACAAAAGCUCCAUCGAAACCGGAUUUUAACAGACCUGAUAAACCAAAACCUUAUGAUCCAAAAUACGGACCACCAGCAACAAAAACUCCAUUGAAACCGGACUUUAACAUACCUGAUAAACCAAAACCUUAUGGUCCCAAUUACGGACCACCAGCAACAGAAGCUCCACUAAAACCGGACUUUAACAGACCUGAUAAACCAAAACCUUAUGGUCCAAAUUACGGACCGCCAGCAACAAAUGCUCCACUGAAACCGGAUUUUAACCGACCUGAUAAACCAAACUCUUACGGUCCAAAUUACGGACCACCAGCAACAAAAGCUCCACUGAAACCGGAUUUUAACAGACCUGAUAAACCAAAACCUAAUGGUCCAAAAUACGGACCACCAGCAACAAAAGCUCCAUUGAAACCAGACUUUAACAGACCUGAUAAACCAAAAUCUUACGGUCCAAAUUACGGACCACCAGCAACAAAAGUUCCACCGAAACCGGACUUUAACAGACCUGAUAAACCAAAAUCUUACGUACCCAAUUACGGACCAUCGGCAACAAAAGCUCCAUUGAGACCGGAUUUUAACAGACCUGAUAAUCCAAAACCUUACGGUCCAAAUUAUGGACCAUCAGCAUCAAAAGAUCCUUGGAAACCGGACUUUAACAGACCUGAUAAACCAAAACCUCAGGGUUCAAAUUACGGACCACCAGCAACUACACCUGCAUCGAAACCGGAGUUCAACAGACCUGAUAAACCAAAACCUUAUGGCCCAAAAUAUGAGAAACCAGUGAAACAUAUUCCAUCAAAGCCAGAUUUUAAUAGGCCUGGAAAAUCGGAAUCUAAAAAAUCUUUUGCACGAAACAACACGACCUCAUCAUCCAAAGGACUUUCUUCUGAAUAUUCAUUUAUAAAGAAUUAUCUUACAAAGACAAUGAACAAUUCCAACUUUAAGAGCCUUGAACAACUAAAUGCAAAUAUAGUAUUGAAAAUGCUAAGAAAGGUAUAUUUGCUACAAAGUGAAACGUCAGCUCCUAGACAACCAGAUUUUGGAAGACCAGAUAAACCAAGUACUAAUUCAAAACAAUAUGAACAACCGAUACCAGAUUUCAAUAGACCUGAAAAAACACAGACUUACAAUCAAAUAAAUGGACAAAUUCCAAAGUCCAAAUCAACAAUAAAUUAUCAAGAUUCAACGAAUGCCGUUUCAAAGCUAGCAGUAGUAAAAAAUAGCCAAUCAUCGACUUCAUACGACUUUAAAAAUGUAAACACAGUGUUGGAAACGCUUAAAAAGUUAUAUUUCCUAAAAAAACAGAAACCUUACGGACCACCACAAACAAGCAAUACAUCGAAACCGGAUUUUAACAGACCUGAUAAACCAAAACCUUAUGGUCCAAAUUAUGGACUACCAGCAACAAAAUCUCCAUCGAAACCGGACUUUAAUAGACCCGAUCAACCAAAACCUUAUGGUCCAAAAUACGGACUACCAGCAGCAAAAACUAAGCCGAAACCAGACUUUAACAGACCUGAUAAACCAAAACCAAAUUAUGGACUACCAGCAACAAAAGCUCCAUUUAAACCAAAUUUUAACAGACCUGAUCAACCAAAAUCUUACGAGCCAAAUAACGGACAACCAAAAACAAAAGCUCCACUGAAACCGGAUUUUAACAGACCUGCUAAACCAAAACCUUACGUUCCAAAUUAUGGACCACCAGCAACAAAUGCUCAACCGAAACCGGACUUUAACAGACCUGAUAAACCAAAUACUUACGGUCCAAAUUACGGACCAUCAGCAACAAAUGCUCCAUCGAAACCCGACUUUAACAGACCAGAUAAACCAAAGCCGUACGGUCCAAAUUAUGAACCAAAAGCAAUAAAAGUACCAGCGAAACCGGACUUUAACAGACCUGAUAAACCAAAACCUUACGGUCCAAAUUACGGACCACCAGCAACAAAGGCUCCGCGGAAACCGGACUUUAACAGACCUGAUAAACCAAAACCUAAUGGUCCAAAAUACGGACCACCAGCAACAAAAGCUUCAUUGAAACCGGACUUUAACAGACCUGAUAAACGGAAACCUUACGGUCCAAAUAACGGACCACCAGCAACAAAAGUUCCACCGAAACCGGACUUUAACAGACCUGAUAAACCAAACUCUUACGUACCCAAUUACGGACCAUCGGCAACAAAAGCUCCAUUGAGACCGGAUUUUAACAGACCUGAUAAACCAAAAUCUUACGGUCCCAGUUACGGACCACCAGCCACAAAAGCUCCACUGAAACCGGAUUUUAACAGACCUGAUAAACCAAACUCUUACGGUCCAAAUUACGGACCACCAGCAACAAAAGCUCCAACGAAACCGGACUUUAACAGACCUGAUAAACCAAAAUCUUACAGUCCAAAUUACGGACCACCAGCAACAAAAGCUCCACUGAAACCGGAUUUUAACAGACCUGAUAAACCAAACUCUUACGGUCCAAAUUACGGACCACCAGCAACAAAAGCUCCACUGAAACCGGAUUUUAACAGACCUGAUAAACCAAAACCUUACGGUCCAAAUUACGGACCACCAGCAACUAAAGCUCCACUGAAACCAGACUUUAACAGACCUGAUAAACCAAAACCUUACGGUCCAAAUUACGGACCACCAGCAACAAAAGCUCCACCAAAACCGGAUUUUAACAGACCUGAUAAAUCAAAACCUUACGGUCCCAGUUACGGACCAUUAGCAACAAAAGCUCCAUUGAAACCGGAUUUUAACAGACCUGAUAAACCAAAACGUUACGGUCCAAAUUAUGGACCACUAGCAACAAAUGCUCCAUCGAAACCAGACUUUAAGAGAGCUGAUAAACCACAAUCUUACGAUCCAAAUUACGGAAAGGUAGUUAUUCCACCGAAACCUGACUUUAGCAGACCUAAAAAACUAAAACCUUCUGGUCAAGUGUAUGACCAACAGUUCAAUUAUGAUUCCAUAAACCUGAUUACAAAGAAGACAGUUGGAAAGGAAUAUUCAUCAUCGGCCACGAAUAGUUUCAAUUAUAAAAAUGCAAAUAGCAUGUUAGAAACGCUUAAGAAAUUAUAUCUGCUUAAGAAAGGGAAGUCGGCUGAAUCUGCUUCACAAUAUUUUGGCAGACCUGAUAAACGAGAUGGAAAAAAUCAAAUGCAAAGUAAAGGAAGUAAACUUACUCCGUCAAAUAAGAACUUUGACAUGCCUGUGAAAUCUGAUUCGUACAUUCCAACGUACGGACAACCGGAUAAUCUUUACAUAAACAAGCAAACUUACAGAAAACAAGAAAAACCUACUGUAACAAAACCAAAUUUUGGCAGACCGGAAAAGCCAGACCUGGCAAUGCGUAAAACUGGGGGAUACGCUGGAAUUGGUGAGGCUUCGCAGGUUAUAAAAUCAAGUUUAAAACAAAUCAUCUCAAACAAGGCAGGUACUAAGAAACAAACUUACGGAACUGUGAAACAAGAACCUAACAAUCCAAUGUAUGGACAACCAGGAAUAAACGCUCCAUUAAAACCAGACUUUAGUAGGCCUAAUAAGCCAGAAACAAACAAUCAAGCAUAUGGACAACAGAGAAAAUCCUCUCCCUCAAAACCAGACUUUAAAAGACCCCCAAAACAAGAACCUUACAGACCAAAGUAUGGACAACAACCGAAACCCGUACCAUCGAAACCAGAUUUUGGGAAACCUAAAAAAACCAAAUCUUACGAUUUAACGUAUGGACAGCCAGCCAAAUCUGCUUUGCCAAAACCAGUUUUUGGCAGGCCUCAUAAACCUGAUCCUUCGUAUGGACAACCGGAAAAAAAACCUGCUUCACCAAACCAGUAUUAUUUCAGACCAGAUAAGUCCGACCAAAACAAUCUACCUAAUGGACAACUAGGAAAAUCGGCUCCUCCUAAGCCAAACUUUGGCAGGCCGGGUCAACCUGAUUUUUCGAAUUCAGUGUAUCGUAAACCAAGUAAAUCUGAUCCAUCAAAACUAGAUUUCAGCAGUGCAGGUAAGCCAGAUCCAAACAUUCCAACACGUGGACAGCAAGGUAAACAAUAUUUUGCUGGAGAUGGAAAUAUAUAUGAUUUUACCAGCUCUAAUCAAGACAAAACAAGCUUUGUUUUACAAACAAUGAGGAAAUUGUAUCUAGAACAACAAGGAAAUCUUAUUCAACAUAAUACCGACACUGGUAGAACUGACACGAUAGUCACGAAAGAGCGAAAUAGUCAACCAAAUCUAUUAAGUAUUUCGCAAACCGAUUACAGUAGUUCAAAUCAAAAUACAAAAGUAAGCCAAGAUCAAUUUCUUGUUAAUUCCGUGGCACAAAAGCCAGACUUUUACAGACCAGAGAAACUUACAAAACCAUAUGGAGAUACAAAUACUUACACGAAAAAUAAACAACCAGUACCCAGUAUAACAUUAAAGAAAAAGUCAAAAGUGCCUGAAUCAUAUAUACCAGAAAAGCCGAAAUCUGCCUCACCUAUUGUGAGUAUCGCAUCGUCUGAGCAAAUAAAUCAAGGCAGCAAAUUUGCUGGAUCUAAUAUGAGAACUGUAUCGAAGAGUGAGACAAGUUUUAACACUGGGCGACUUGUGAAAAUAAAUGCCGGAACAGAAACGCACGUAAAGAAGCAUACCCACGCUACAGGACGAGCACAAGGCAAUCAUGGGCAUGGGUCAAAGGUCAACUGCAGUGUUCUUGCACCUUGUUGUGGCGAUGAUGAUUUCACUUAUCUCUCAGAGUGUUUCUUGCCUUCAUCGGUGAAAAAGAUUUGCGAUGGAUUCUGUCCAUGUCCAGGACUGAGACAAUAUUCAGGUCAGGCACCAAUAAUUCCGGCUUCGAAAACAUCGCCUCUGAAAGCACUGCCUAUUGUUUCAUCGCAAGGAUUUGACGCAGGAGCUGGUGCAGCUGGUGGUGUUGGUGGAUCCAGUGGUGCUGGUAGAGCCAGUGGAGUAAGUGGUGCUGGUGGAGCCGGUGGUGCUGGUGAAGCCGGUGGUGCUGGUGGAGCCGGUGGUGCAGAUGGAGCCGGUGGUGCUGGUGGCGCUGGUGAAGCCGGUGGUGCUAGUGAAGCCGGUGGAGCUGGUGGAGCCAAUGGCGCUGGUGGAGCCGGUGGUGCAGGUGGAGCCAAUGGCGCUGGUGGAGCCGGUGGUGCUGGUGGCGCCGGUGGUGCUGGUGGAGCCGGUGGUGCAGGUGGAGCCAAUGGUGCAGGUGGAGCCGGUGGUGCUGGUGGACAGAAAAUAACAGGAUUAAAAGCUUUAUGUGCCAAAAAGUGCAGACCUUUAGCAUUUAACCCAGUUUGCACAACACAAGGAAACACCUAUGACAACGAAUGUGUCCAGAAGUGCAGAGGAGAAAAAUUUGCAUGUAAUGGAAUAUGCCCCUGCAAAAUCGAUGAUGGAAUACCGGCCAAUGGAAUGGGAGGAGGAGGUGGAAACGGUGCUGAUGCCAGUUCAGAUAUAGCCACAGCAGCCUCAAUGGCGGUUUUAAGCCGAUCAAGAGAUGAUAACACGCCAGAUGAUAGCGGGGACAUGUUAAGGAAGUUAAGGCAAUUACGGAGAUUAUAUCCGUGACGAAAAUGGAAUUAAAAUCAAAUUCGCGGCGGCUUACAGAUGAAGACAAAUCUAGCGGACAAAUUGUUCAAGAAAGAGAUGAUGUUCGUCUUGCAGUUUAUUGUUAUUUUGAUUAUAAAUGCACUAGUUUGAAUAAAUAGUGUUAUAUACUAUUAUGAUGAAUAAGUCGUCGUCUGAUUGAUAAUCAGCCAAAACUGGUGUAAUAUCAAAAACAUAAUUGUUUUGUGCCGCAAUAUAACUGUCUGGUUGGAAGUAAUUGUGUCUUUCAUUAAAUACAACAGUUAUAUUCCGAUGUUUUGUUUUGUUUUCUGAUAUCGUGAUUUAUCGUAAAAUGUUUUGUUUAUUUAAUUUUACAUCGUAUUAAAUCUGUCUCAUUUUACACAAUUAAAUGUUACAAAGAUUUUUAAACAGCUAAGAUAUAUUAAUCGAUGUACAUUUUGAUAUGUUCUUGUACAUGUUGCUUGAUUUUAACAACUGGUAUCAUGGUAAAAUAA